This is a messenger RNA of Camellia sinensis, 975 nucleotides long. Its product is annotated as floral homeotic protein AGAMOUS. Lineage: Eukaryota; Viridiplantae; Streptophyta; Magnoliopsida; Ericales; Theaceae. Gene Ontology annotation, molecular function: DNA-binding transcription factor activity, RNA polymerase II-specific; protein dimerization activity; RNA polymerase II cis-regulatory region sequence-specific DNA binding. The record is from RefSeq and is a predicted model, not a curated record. Gene Ontology annotation, biological process: regulation of transcription by RNA polymerase II.
AUGGAACUCAUAAGAAACGAAAAGGCUCGCUAUGUAACCUAUCAAAAGAGAAAGAAGGGCUUAAAGAAGAAGACUUGUGAACUACAAACUCUAUGUGAUGUCCAAGUCUGCCUGAUCAUCUAUGGACCUAAGUUAGAUGAUAAUUCCACAGAGGUAGAAAUCUGGCCCCAAAAUCCCAAUGAUAUUCAACGCUUGAUUGACACCUAUAGAAACCAAUCUAUUGAAGAUCGUCAUAGGAGGACGCUUGAUUUAUCCAACUUUUUUGAGAACCGAAACCAAGAGAUUGAAGACGCGCUUGUCAAACUACGUAAGAAGAAUGACAAGGCUUUGUACUCUACAUGGGAUGAUUGUUACAAUGACUUGUCAGAGGGGCAGCUGAGAGCCUUUGAAGGUAUGUUGGAGGGUAAGCUUGCAGAUGUGAAGGCCAGGGUUGAAUUCAUGAAGGGAACUCAAGCAUUGGCAAGUCUUAACGAUAUGGAACAAACCACUCAACAAAACCAUUCGAAUCAUUUCAUGCAAGGUUUGUUUGGUACUACAAGUUUGCAAAUGGGGAUUAUCCACGAGGAGAUGCCUAUUUCUUCGUUGAAUUUGUUGCAUGAAAUUAAUGACAUCUCUCGUCAUUACCCUUUUGAUCAGACUGAUCACCAGGGAAUUGUUGAGCUUGAUGCAAAAUCCAUGGCAAUUAGUCCAAUGAUGAUGCCAAUGAACAACAUUAAUGACACUCAUUACACUCAACUUGGCGGUAUGUCUAGCAGCAACUUGCAGUGCAUUGAUCCACUAAAGACGUCUAUAUAUAAUGAUCCAAUAAUGUUAUUGCCCUCUCUAGAGCCUGUUUUAACAGGAGUCUCAUGCACUGAGUCGUCCUUUUCAAUGUCUAGGAUGAUGGAGAACGAGGUUCGUAAAAAUCACCAUCCUUCACCCUCUAUGGCUUACUAUGGCGGUUCAAGCAUGCAGACAAUGUCACCAUAUAUGUAG